Messenger RNA from Daldinia loculata, 2230 nucleotides. RefSeq lists its product as uncharacterized. The coding region runs from base 385 to 2034 and encodes 549 amino acids. The transcript has a single exon. The record is from RefSeq and is a predicted model, not a curated record. NCBI's taxonomy places the organism in Eukaryota, Fungi, Ascomycota, Sordariomycetes, Xylariales, Hypoxylaceae.
UCUAGCUCCCUCAAGCUGUGGACAAUUCGCAGCAACACUUUACUACCUCUGCUUUCGAUAUCUAAUUGAGCGACAAGGGAGGAGGCCUUUGAUUUUUAUUUGAUUUUUUUUAAUGCACCAAUUGAAGAUAGCUGGCCUCUAACGUUACGACGACCUAUUUUAAUAAGUUACAGCGACUACGCCUUUCCCAUCUAAUCUCAAGUACGCGGAUCUAUUAAGCUACCCAUUAAGCUACCAAUCAAACUGCGGGAACAGGAUUCGCAUUCGAGUCUAUUCCCACCUGUGGCCGGGAAGGAGAGUGGCCCCAAAUCCUCAAGUCUGAAGAGGCCACCGAUUCGAGAUCCCCGCUACCUCCGUUCCUAAACCGUGCAAUCUUCAGUCUUCAUGAUCUCACAAUCCGAGCCUCUCACCCUCCGCGGCCCCUCUUCCGUUGUCUCGGCACGUACCGCCUCCCGCCCCCAUGUGUCUUCUCGGAGUAAGCGGUAUAACCGCUCGCACACGGGCGGAAGCUCCUAUAUCCCACAAAACGAAUUCCCUGUGUUUAGUCAUUCGGGCGAUGUCGAGAUCCUUAUAAAAGCCGGCGGGAAGGAGAACAGGUAUCUCCUACAUAAACAUACCUUAACAAGAUGUUCGGGAUUCUUCGAAGCGAGCACGAGCCAGGAAUGGUCUAAAGCAAGUUUUAUGCCGCCAGCAGAUGCUUCAUCAAGAGAGCUCACGAGGAUUGGGGAAGAUAGCGCUAGCAGUAGUGGAAAUGAGGCCGCGCGAUCACGUGUGAAUUCUCCCGUGCCACGAAAACGAUGGCGAUAUGAAUUGGACCCCGGGAGUGAUGGGGAUGAUAUACCGAUGUUGGUGCAAAAGGAAGCUAAUACUCUUAAUACCGCCGGUUCCACGCAGUCAAGCUCGCUUUUUGGAGGCGGUGGCGCAACCUCGAAUACUCCUACUACGCGCAAAGCGAGCCAUUCGCACACACAUUCUACGAAUUCGUUCUUUCGUUCGGUUGCAAAUCUAUCCCUAGUGCCGACAAAGGUAGACCAGGAUGUGCCUCUCUCGCAGGCCGACGCCGACCUACUUCGGGAUUACGAUAAUCUCUUUCGCAUUUUCUAUAACUAUCCACCGCUACUAGACGGCAUAAAUAUUGCCGACGCAUAUGUACAGUGUAAAUCGCUUCUUACGUUGGCGGAUCAGUACGACGCGUUAGCUGUUGUAGGACCGCGAGUUGAUCAUCACUUGUUACAAUUUCAAAGUAGGCUAUGGAAACAAAUCGCCAAGUAUCCUGUUAGCUAUUUACGCCUGGGGUACUUGAGCCGAAGUAAGGUUAUCUUCCAAGAAGCCUUGAUACAUGUUGUCGGGCAAUGGCCAGCUGGGGAACGAAGUAUUAGGCAGUCAUUUCCGGAUAUCGUUCUCGAUAUUAUCGAAGACAAAGUUGACGAGCUGGAAGAGACGGUAUCGAGGAUCGAGGGUCGCCUCUUUCGCCUCAAUCUUACCAAUUCGCGUGGCGAGCGCAUCACGCCUGGUACGUCGUAUCUCGACUGGCUUGCUGUGUCUUUCUUUCGUCAGUGGCUCGCGGAUAACACAUCACCGGCUCCGCUGGCUCCUCCAAGUACUCGAGGGCAUUCUUCCCGUGAUGGAGGGCCGUCGUCCCGCUCUACAGCCGUGAUUGCCUCGGCACCAAUGGCGCCGAAUCUCGCAAGUUUAGGCCGUACUUAUCGUACUCUGGGCUCUAUGACAGGUGCCAGCUAUCUAGGUCACGACGAGUGCAAACGCUUUCUUAAGUUAACGCCCGAAUUAUACUCACGCGACAACCUCCGGCGGUUCGAGAAGCGUAUUGACGAACUUAAGAGCGCCGCCCGUGAGAUCGUACGCCCGCUCAUGGGUAGCGGGUUGGAGCUAGAGCUAGAACGAGGUACUGUUACACCAAGCAGUGCUGGUGUCAGUGGCAGCUCUAACGUACCCAUAGCCACAAGUAGCAUGACGAGUUAUCUAACGUGCGUACGGGUGAUGGAGAGAGAUCUCCCGUGGGCUGUUGAGGACUGAAAUAGCUCGGAAUCGGCGUGUCAAGGUACACAUCAUCAGAGGGGACGAGAAAUAAGAUGGAAUGAAUAAUACGAAGCAACGCAAGCAGAGACGAAACGAAACAACCCGAAAUGAGAUAAAAACAACUAGCUACCCCGUUCGAGCUAGAAUGAAGGAUUUGUAGCUAAGCGGAACCUACACCACGAUUUAUUCUCUA